Molecule: messenger RNA, 1830 nt
Organism: Pygoscelis adeliae (Adelie penguin)
Lineage: Eukaryota; Metazoa; Chordata; Aves; Sphenisciformes; Spheniscidae
Gene: KNG1
Product: kininogen 1
Exons: 10
Coding region: 1-1830 (609 amino acids)
Biological process (GO): negative regulation of blood coagulation; negative regulation of endopeptidase activity; positive regulation of cytosolic calcium ion concentration
Cellular component (GO): extracellular region; blood microparticle
Molecular function (GO): cysteine-type endopeptidase inhibitor activity
Source: RefSeq, a predicted model, not a curated record
AUGAAACCUUUUAUUGUACUAGCACUCUGCUGUAGUUUUUUCUCUAGCAGAGCCACCCCUCUUCCAUUUGAGUUUUUGGACUGUGAUGACCCUGAUGUCUUUAAAGCUGUCGACACAGCACUGAAGAAAUACAAUGGAGACAGAGCAGCUGGUAAUCAAUUUGCUCUAUAUGUGGUGAUGGAAGCCAAGAGAACUGCAGGUCCUGACACACAAUUCUAUGUGAAAUAUCGAAUACAAGAAACCACUUGUGCCACUGAGGAAAACAAACUCUGGCAAGACUGUGAUUACAAAGUACCUGCAGAGGCUAAAACAGGAGAAUGCACAGCUCAAGUUCACAUGAAUAAUACUGAAAAAACAAGUAACAUUUCACAAGAUUGCAAAAUUUUUCCAGCUACGCCAAAGAUAACACUUACUGUGGCUACAUGUCUUGGAUGCUUCCAUCCUAUAUCAAGUGACAGUUCAGAAGUGUCAGAAAUUCUGAAACAAGCCAUUCAAAAGUUUAACAGGCACAGUGCUGAACGCGCCCUUUUUAAGCUUGUGGGAAUAAAAGAAGCUAAAAGACAGGUGGUAGCUGGAUGGAAUUACGUAAUUAAAUAUGAAAUCAAGGAGACUAAUUGCUCAAAAGACCAAUUUCAAGAUCUAACUCCAGAGUGCAAAACCACUUCUAGAGGUCGUGUAGGUAAAUGUGAUGCCAAAGCAUAUGAAAAUGUUCACGCACAGAUUGUAGAUGUUGCAAGCCAAUGCAAGCUUCCAGUUGAAGACACGGUAAAUCCUGACACUUGCAGUGGUUGUCCGGAGACUAUCCCAAAAGACAGUCCAGAACUGAAGGAACUACUGAAGGUUUCUAUGGAGAAGUAUAAUUCAGAGAGCGAUGAUGAUUUCUACUAUAAAGGUGGAGAAAUAGAAGCAGCGACAGUUCAGGUGGUUGCAGGACAAAACUACCGUUUAUUAUUUGUGGUCUGGAAGACAAACUGCUCAAAGAGAGAGUUUGAAAAACUUAGUGAAGACUGUGAAGCCACAUCAGACAGUGCACCAUUGCCAUGUGAAGCACGAAUUCAUGUGAUCCCAUGGGAGAAUAAAAUCUCUUCCCAGGUUAACUGCUCUAAAGAACGGUCAAUGGUUACAUUUCUAAGAAGGCCUCCUGGAUUCACACCUUUCCGAAGCUUUGCUGUGUUAGACCAGCCAAAUAAAAUUUCACACUCUGAUAAAAAUGAAGAAGAAAGGCAAAGACCUGAGAAAGAAACGAGAAAAGAUGGUGGACAGGAACGAGAAGGUGAAGGUGAACCUGAGCAUAAACACAGGCAUAAACAUGGGCAUAAACACAGGCACGGACAUAAAAAGGAUCAUGAGUCUGACAAAAGGCAUAGGCAUGAAAUUGGUUGUGGGCACAGAACUGGCCAUGGGUGUGGGGAUAAAAAACACCAUUGUAAAAAUUGUAAACAUAAACAUCCAAACCCCAAAUCUUCUGAGGAGUCCAGUGAAAGGGUUUUUAAUCAAAAUGAAACCCUCCUAUCAUCCAGUGCUGAAACAGUAUCAGAGCUAGUUAAUCCAGGGGUUGCAAGAAGGGAAAUCAGUACACCUGCAGAAUCAUUAAUUCUUCCCGAUACUUUUUUGUUUAAUGGGUUGCCAGACCGCCCAGAAUCUCCGCUCCCCAGAUGUCCUGGAAAACCGUGGAAACGAAUUACAGACCUUCCGGCUCCCUCUAGCUUUCCCAGAGAAUUCACAAAUGAGGAUCUCUUGCCUUCCGCAGUAGAAAACAUCAAUCCAGCAACAGAAAACUCAACACAUCCCCAAACCAAAGACCUUGAUCUCUCAGAUGCUUUACUAUAA